Messenger RNA from Rattus norvegicus (Norway rat), 1611 nucleotides. The record is from RefSeq and is a predicted model, not a curated record. NCBI's taxonomy places the organism in Eukaryota, Metazoa, Chordata, Mammalia, Rodentia, Muridae.
CCUUGUUAACUUCAUGAUUCUUUUUAAAGAAAUUAGAAGAGUUGGAAAAGGAAGAAGAGCUCAGAACAGCUGCUGGGGAGUAUGACAGCGACUCUGAGAGUGAAGACGAGGAAAUGGUGGAAAUCCGACAGCUGGCAAAACAAAUUAGAGAGAAGAAGUUGAAAAUUCUACAGUCCAAAGAAAAGAACACACAGGGACCCCGGAUGCCCCGGACUGCUAAGAAGGCCCACUAUGCAGUCCAGGCCAGAAGAUCUCGGAGUGUCACCAGGAAAAGAAAACGAGAAGAGUCUGUUCCUCCCUCUUCCAUAGCCCGCAGUCGCAGUCGGAGUUGCUCUAAAACGCCACGUGAUGUUUCUGGUCUUCGGGAUGUCAAGAUGGUGAAGAAAGCCAAGACCAUGAUGAAGAAAGCCCAGAAGAAGAUGAAUCGCUUGGGGAAGAAGGGGGAAGCAGAUAGGCAUGUGUUUGAUAUGAAGCCCAAGCACCUACUCUCUGGGAAGAGGAAAGCUGGUAAAAAGGACAGGAGAUAAUGUCCUCUUCAGUCGGAGUAGUUUAACUAGACCCGUGAUUAUUUCUGAGUGUGUGAUGGUGUGUUUUAUAGAAUUUGGGAUCAACAUCUGUUAACCAAAGAAACGAUGGAAAUGACUUUUAAAUGCUUGUUGCUGUGCUGAAAACUGGUAAAGCCGAGUAAGCGUGUGGUGCCGUGGCCCUGCGCAGUCAGAUGUUACCUGCAGAGCGCUCUGUACUGGAUGACGCGCUUCUUUCACAGCCAAGGGACUCAUUUUGCAGAAAAGAUGUAUUGGUGUAAGGAGGCUGCUUUGGUGGGGGAAAACUUUUGUAGUAGAUCUUUUGACACCCAAAAUACCUAUUUUUGUUAAGAAAGUAUUCCUGCUGGGAGGUCUUACAUUUAGCGUGUAUCAGAACUUAAACUACAGUCUUAAAUUAUUUUCUGCAUCUGUAGUACAAUGUAUCAUUGUAACUUCAAACAUUUUAUCCAAAGUAAACAUCCAGCAAAAACAUAGUUUUGAUUAUUUACAUUUAGUUUGCUUUAAUUGCAAGUCUCUUGAUAGCCAAAAGGAACGGGCAGGGAAUAGGACUUUGCUUAGAGCAAAAAUAGUUUUUUAAAGGGAAUAAGUGCCUGGAUAUGUCUUCUUUCACUAACAACAGCUGGAUUAAGAUUGGUGUCCUAGAAAGUAAAGAAACAUUGAUGAGAGGGAUCCCAGUGUGGCUGGAACUGCAGCCCUGUCCACAGAUCAGAAGACAGCCUUCCCACUGUCAGCGCUUCCUGUCAGUGUGACCGCUUCUGACCUGUAUCGGAAACCAGUGAUGUAUACAUGUAUUAUAUUCUCUAUCCUAAAUCAUAUGGACUCUUUGAGACUUUUUUAAAAAAUAGUUUUAUUUGUCUUGGAUAUGUCAUGUAUUUGCAUUUCAAGUGUUAUCCCCUGUCUCCCCUCUUCCAUCCCCCUCCCCAGCUUCUAUGAGGGUGCUCCCACUCCCACCCACCCACUCCAACCUCAACACCCGAGACUUCUUAUAUUGGCUUUAGUUGUCUGAUGACAUUUGAUGUCUUGAUCUAUUUUUUUAUGUGUAGAUGAUUAAAGUCUAUAAUCAUUA